Lasiodiplodia theobromae is the source of this 855-nucleotide messenger RNA. Its product is annotated as CMCJ-like methyltransferase. NCBI's taxonomy places the organism in Eukaryota, Fungi, Ascomycota, Dothideomycetes, Botryosphaeriales, Botryosphaeriaceae. The record is from RefSeq and is a predicted model, not a curated record. Bases 1 to 855 code for a protein of 284 amino acids. Gene Ontology annotation, molecular function: oxidoreductase activity. The transcript has 5 exons.
AUGGAGCAUAUGAAAACUGCAGAAGUCUGGACCCAUACACACUUUCUCCAGAGGGAUCCACUGUACCAGGAAGAAAAGCCAUACUCACUGCGUUACACCCCACCUGAGGGGUUUCCAAGGGCCAAUAUCAAGCUGGAGAGAUAUGAAAUCAUGGUGCAGGACAUUCGACCUGAUAAAGAUAAGGUAUCCUUCAGAAGAGAUGGCUGCUGCAUCAAUGAUUUCAGAAGCAGGAUGAAGUACGGGGACUGGGACGACGAUUCAAAAGUCAAAGAGAUAUACUUGCGUGAGGUGGCUGAUAUGCUUCGCAAGACUCUGGGUGCUUGCCAUGUUCAGAUCUUCGAGCACACCGUCCGGAAACGUCAUGAGAUCUUUCCCAUCUCGACUGGGGAACCCUACAAGUACAAUCAACCUACUUCUAUCGCGCACAUAGAUACGACGGUACCUUGGGUCCUGGACAUGGUCCGUUCGCUCAACCCGGAAAAGGCCGCUGAGAUCUUGAAGCAUCAAGUCCAAUGCGUGAAUGUUUGGAAACCCCUCGUUGGACCAGUCAAGGAUUGGCCCUUGGCAAUGUGUGAUCCCCAGACGAUGAAUGUUGACCAGGACCUUGAGCCAUGCGAUCUGGUGUAUCCAGACUAUGUUGUCGAAAACCGCCAAGUCUACUAUUCAGACGCUUUCAAAUGGUUCUAUCUUAGCAAUCAGCAGCCAAACGAGGCUUGGGUGUUCUUACAGUCCGACACUGACCCGAGCGGAAAGCCUGUUGCCCACACUUCUUUUCCAAUUCUGUUUCGGAACGAGGAUACAGCACCAAGGGAGAGUAUUGAAGUCCGCGCUCUCGUUUAUUACGGCGGAUUUUGA